This is a messenger RNA of Anolis sagrei ordinatus, 425 nucleotides long. The record is from RefSeq and is a predicted model, not a curated record. NCBI's taxonomy places the organism in Eukaryota, Metazoa, Chordata, Lepidosauria, Squamata, Anolidae.
AUGCCUUUUGUUUUGGGACCCUCUCUUUGCAGUUGGGGUCCAGACGAUGACGGCAAAACCGUGGACGGGCCUCACCAGCUUGGAAAGGCUGCCUUGCAGCAUGGGGUGAUGGCCGGCCGGCGAGGCUUCGGCAGCAUCUUUGUGGUGGCCAGCGGCAACGGAGGGCACCACAACGACAACUGCAACUACGACGGCUAUGCCAACUCCAUCUACACCGUCACCAUCGGAGCCGUGGACGAGAUGGGCUUCAUGCCUUUCUAUGCGGAGGAGUGCGCCUCCAUGCUGGCCGUGACCUUCAGCGGCGGGGACAAGCUCAUGAGGAGCAUCGUGAGUCUCUUCCCUACGUUGCCGUGCUUGAAUAAAUGUCCUGCUUCUGGUUUGAAAGUGUUGUUUCCUGUUUAAUUGUAUCCCAGGACUUGACCCUG